AUGCUUUUCUCUACCCUCACCUUUGCUCCUGCCGUGGCAGCUGCGGUGGUCCACGUCCAGUUGACCCGCCGUGGUCUCAUCCAGCAGAGUGUCGGUGCAAUCAACACCGACGUUGGCAGCGGCUACUCAUUCCCGAUUGGUCUUGGAACCCCUCCCCAGAACCUUUCUGUGUUCCUCGGCAUGGGAUCGGGCAACGGUCUCACCAUGUUCGGCUGUAACGGGUGCCAAGACACGCCGUUCUACCAGCCAAACAAGUCCAGCACAUGGAACCGUACACAGAAUGUCCAAGGCGCGUUCGACGUGGCCUUUGACACAACCCAACUCCUUGGAAAAUCGAUCCCCAAUGCUCCGUGUGCGUACGGCAAUUCGACUUUUGCAACCCAGCAAUAUGGCUCCAACACGGGCCAGGCCGGCCAGCUCUCCUUUGGUCUUGGCCUCACUGCCAGCCCCCAAAUCCAAGCCAUCGUUCCCUCUAUCGCUGACACAUGGGACGAGCCAGUCUUUGGUGUCCAUCUCGGCAGUAACGGCGGACAGCUCUCUUUUGGCGGAGUCGACAACACGCUGUAUCAGGGUGACCUGGCGUACAUUCCCACAAUCAACAAUCGCACUUGGAACUUUGCAGCCGACGGCCUGGGAAUCGACGCAAGGGACAUUGACACCGCAUCUUACCUAACGUCCCCAGCUGCGGCCAUGGCUCAGCAGGGUGCCACCCCACAGCCAGUCCCCGACGCACAGCGCCGCAUCGUGAUCCGCCCCGAAAUGGGCGCCGACUUUAUGAAGCUCACACCUCAGCUCGCGGAUCAGAUGUUUGCCCCCAUCGCUGGUUCCUCGCGAACCCCACCCGUGCAGUCUCAGCCCAACGAGGACCAGGUGUGUGCUAGCACUGGCAUGCCGACCAACGCCGGGUACAGCUACAACGUGCCGUGCAACACGACCUCUACCAUCCAGAUCAAGAUCAACGGCACCGACUACGCCAUUCCCCCGGCAAAAUGGGUCGUACAGGCCCCUUCUAACUCGACCGGUGGCGCCCAGGCAGCCUGCAAGACCCGUGUGCUUGUUGCCGACAACGAAAAUGGCUUCGGUGACGAGCUGUAUGACGUGCUUCUCGGCACUGUCUUCCUUGACUCGCUCUACUCGGCUUUCCGCUACGACGCCCUCCAGCCUCAGAUUGGCUUUGCCCAGCUCUCUGACAAGGCCAAGACCUCUGCGACGACUAGCGUAGCCGUCGCGCAACCAACGACCUCUUCCAAAAAUAGCGCCACCCGCCACUCGGCUGGCGCAGGAGUCCUGCUCGCCGCAGCUGUCGCCGUCUUUGCCGCGUGA
This is a messenger RNA of Cutaneotrichosporon cavernicola, 1323 nucleotides long. RefSeq lists its product as uncharacterized. The record is from RefSeq and is a predicted model, not a curated record. Gene Ontology annotation, biological process: proteolysis. Bases 1 to 1323 code for a protein of 440 amino acids. Lineage: Eukaryota; Fungi; Basidiomycota; Tremellomycetes; Trichosporonales; Trichosporonaceae. The transcript is spliced from 3 exons. Gene Ontology annotation, molecular function: aspartic-type endopeptidase activity.